Magallana angulata is the source of this 3642-nucleotide messenger RNA. RefSeq names its product maternal B9.10 protein-like. NCBI's taxonomy places the organism in Eukaryota, Metazoa, Mollusca, Bivalvia, Ostreida, Ostreidae. Bases 119 to 1225 code for a protein of 368 amino acids. Gene Ontology annotation, cellular component: nucleus; cytoplasm. Gene Ontology annotation, biological process: negative regulation of mitotic cell cycle; negative regulation of cell population proliferation. The record is from RefSeq and is a predicted model, not a curated record. The transcript has 4 exons.
ACGAGGCCGUGACUCAACUUGACGACACGAUUGAACAAGAACGAGAAAAACAAGGGCAAUUUCGACAGAAAUCUGCCCAUGAAUUCAGUGAAAGUGGACCACCUGAGAAACAGUAAACAUGAGGGAAGAAAUUGGUGCAGCAGUUUUGUUUAUUACCCGUUUGAUACGGCAAAGCGGUAGCGUUUCGAGUGAGAAGGUCGUAGAAUUUUCCAAUUCUUUGUCCGCCAUUUUGAACGAAAAGUUUCAGAAUCAUUGGUAUCAAGACCAUCCAACUAAAGGACAAGGAUAUAGGUGUAUCAGAAUUAAUUCAUCAGAACCCAUUGAUCCCGUACUAGAGAAAGCAGCUCGAAACUCAGGACUUCAGUAUCAUGACCUCAGACUUCCAUCCGAAUUGACUCUCUGGGUUGAUCCUAAAGAUGUUUGCUGCAGGUUUGGAGAAAGCAGGGGCUCAUUUUGUACAUUGGUUACUUCCAAAGAUGGCAACUUAGAAACAAGGGCUCACACCGUAAACAUUGAGGAAUUAUUAAGACAGGAGAUGGAGAGGCAUAACCAGCAGGUGAACAUUGUGACAACUCGCAGCAACAUCAACAGUUCACACACCAAAUUUUCUAAGGGUGUUCACAACAGCAACUACUAUGCCAAGUUUCAAAACAACUUCUAUAACAACCAGCAGUUCCAGAACACCCACAACCGAUUCCGUCCUCAGAACAAGAACAACAACAACAGGAAACAAGCAAUGUGUGAAGAGCAGGUGAAUGGAAUCAGGGUGUCUCCUGAUCAUGUUAAUGAGGUCAGGCAGCAGUUUAUGGACCAAGUCAACAGCAUUGUAAAGGAUGGAGAGAAAGAAGGCCAGUCUAAACCCAAGUCCUUGGACACUGCCAUUUCAUCAUCAUCAACAUCAUUCAAAGACACAAAAUCUACUGCUGCAAAAACCUCGUCUGUCUCCCACAGUACCAAACCAGCUGAUGCUUCAAAAACCAUGAAUGACAAAUCAAAGCAAGGCAGUGAUGCCACAAAGGCUGAUGGUGCCAAAUCCGGCAGCGACUUCAACUCCAAACCCAGCUCCAGUACUGACAACAACAAAGCGAGCAAACCAUCUCAGGCUAAGGGCAGGUACCAGCCAGACCAAAAUACCUCAGCAAAGCCAGGUAGUUAUAAUGGGGGCAAGGGUACUCAGUGGUUAAACCGCACCCACUCCAAAUUCAAUUCUCAGAAGGUGUAUUAGAGUGGAUGUAUUGUGCUUUGAUGAUGAGGAAGAUGAUUAUUGUGAUGAGCACGAGGUUCUGAAUUGUAUAAUGGUAGAGAUGAUGCAGUGAAUGUCAGCAUGUUUAAUCCAGAUUUGUAACUAUGAUUUUUUUUAAUGAACAAGAGAUGUGAUAAGUAUUCUAGUCUAGUGCUUUAUUUUAUUCAAACUGCUGGUACAACAUCUUGUGCUAUUGUAUAAUGCCAGUUUUUAAAUUAUCAUUUUUUUCUUGCCAAAGAAACCAAUUUUUCCAUCAGGUUUAUGUGUGUUUGUGAACAAACCGUGGUCAUCUCCAAAUCAGCUGCCAAGCUCAGUCUAAAAUCAUGGGUACUUGAUCUGUCAUAUUGUUGAAUCUUUAAAUGUUUAUUGAUAUUUAUCAUUAAUUAUCUUCAGGAGUACUUUAUUCAAGUUUGUUGUAUUAUGAAUCUAUAUUUACAUAAAGACAAGAAUGCUAGACAAGCCACUGCCAUUUACUUACAGAGAUCUUCUUGGAGACAAUGGCUGCUAGAGUUGAACCCCCCCCCCCCCCCCCAUUUAUGGUACAUUAGAUUUAAAGAACAAUUGCUUUUUUGUCACUUUUUGUCUUUGGGCAAUUUUGUAACGUCAUGCUAAAAUUGAGAGCAUCUCAAGUUUUAGCCAGUAUACCCAAUUAUUAUAUUGAUGGUUGUUUUUUUUUUUUAUUUGUUGCAUUUGAAGGUGUAUAAUUAAAUGCAAGUUUCAUGAGAAAAAUGGCAGCAAAUAUUCCAUCUGACAUGUAUACGUAAUCAAAGAUGCAUUUCGAGUCCAUGCAAUGUACAGUUGUGGUAGUUAGUGAAACAGGGUAUGAUAAUAUACAGAGUUAACAUAUGCCACACAGUGUUAGUUGUUUGAGCAAUCCGUUAUAUAGUACUUCAGCAUUAUUAAUGAUCUUGUUAUGCGAUAAAAUUAUGAAAUUGGUAGAAAUUUCUUUUCUGUCGAUUUUUCCAUCAUUAUUUUUGCUAUUAGAGGGAUCAUGUUUAUUUCCUUGCAUUGAGUUUAUUAUAAUUUAAAUAUGGACUUCAGGUAUUUGCUGAAUAAUUUUAUUUUAUAUACGUGUAAAUGUACAAUGGAGAUUGUUACAGUGUUGAUCCUGAAUACAAUACAAUUCAAAGAAGGAGGAAUUAAUUUAUCUUGAUAUUAAUUAGAUACCAGGUGUAGUUAGAUUAAAUUAUGUAAAUCUAUUUUAAUAGUGAUUGAUAUAUGUGUAAUAUGCAAUCUGAUGGGAUCCAUUGUCUCUUGCUUUAAUUUGCUUGAGCAUUCCACUGGAAUAGUUUGUAUUGUGAUUAUGGAAACAAAAUAUGAUGAUCGUGCAUGUUGAAAGAAAUGUACAACAUUGCCAUUUUUCUCUCUUUUUUUCACUUUAUACUGUAUUCAUUGAAUUGUGGAUUAAUUUUUUUCAUAUUCAAGAAAGAAAGAAAGUGCCUUACUUGUAUGAGUAUUCUUGAAUAGAUUUGAAAGCUGCAUGUAAUGGAUGCUUUACAUACAAAUCCAGGAGGAUGGGUAGUGCAUUGUGAAAUUGACGUUUGUGUAAUUAAGAUUUGAUAGUUCAUUUGUUUUUGUGUUCUUCUAUUUUAAUCCUUUAAUUCUUUAACCAAUAUUUGUAGCAAAUCCCAUUCCCUAUAGUAUUUUGUCUUUAUUGUAGAAGUGCUUUUCAUCAUCCAUACAAGGUGGAUAUUUAUUAAAUUGAUUUUGAUGAAUAGUUUUAUGUAUGUAAUUAAUUGAUAAAACCUAUGCCCUGAAAGAUACAGAAAUAUUCAUGUAUCCAGAAUCAUGUCACAACGUAACCUUUUUUUUUUUUAUUUCAAAAAAACAUUUUGUCAAUCGAGUACAUCUUAUUUUGUUCUGAUGGAUCUCUUGAAUUUUUUUUUUUUGCUAAUCAUGUGCAAUAUAUGCAUGACCUCUUACCAGCAACAACUAUUCAUCCAGUUCAGACAAAAUUUGCAUAUCUCAGUGUACAUCAUUUUCAUUCCAGUUGAUUAUCUGUUAAUUGGAGAGAAAUCCUGCAAAAUCUUUCAGAGGCAUUAUUUACGGUACCUGUGUAGCCCUGUGUAGUCAUGUGACCUUCUCUUUCAAUGGUUAUCUACAUGUACGUAGGAAACAAACCAGUCUCUUUUAGUAUCGCAGUUCAUGCAGAAAAUCAAACAUUUGCAGUCAGAAUUAUUAAUUUUUUUUUUACGUAUAUUAUUGCAUGAUAAUUAAAUCAUACUUUUGUCAUAUGAAAUUUGAUUUCAUUCAUUUACAGCUCUUGUGUAUUAUUAAUGAAAUAUGCACACAAAGCUUCAUAUCUGAAGAUCUAAAAUGUUAUACUUGUACUAUGUGCUACAGUGGUGUUACCGGUUACUUUAAAGAGAUCUGGUUAAAUAAAUUUUUAUUAAAUGGUA